CCCACGGAUCGUUCUCGUCACCCUCCAGAGUCUCUCUCCCCCAUUCCUGGAGUCUCUCCGCCCAUCGCGGCUCAGCAGCCUCCUCCUCUCCCCCGCUGCCUUUCACCUCCUGCCUCCCAGUUGCUGCGAGCGUUCAUCAUGCGUGUGGACAGUGGCUGGAGUCUCCCCGUGUUCCUGUGCCUGUGCGUGGGAUGGACAGAGGCCCAGCAGACGAACUACACCAGGCCCGUGUUCCACUGUGGAGGGGACCUGGAGGCGGACCAGGGCUUUGUGGGCAGCGAGGGCUUCCCGAGCUUCUACAAACCCAACAGCAAAUGCCGCUGGCGCAUCACAGUUCCAGAGGGAAACGUGGUCACGCUGUCCUUCCGCAUUUUCGACCUGGAGGCCGACUCGCAGUGUCGAUACGACUACCUGGAUGUUUACAACGGACACUCCAACUUAGUGCAAAAGCUGGGCCGCUUCUGCGGGACCUUCCGGCCCGGGACCAUCAUUUCCACCACCAACACCAUGAUGUUAGAGAUGGGGACGGACGCAGAGACACAGACUCGAGGCUUUGUGGCCUAUUUCAGUGGAACCAAACCAUACGUAGAUGACGAGCAGUUCUGUGGGGGGAAGCUAACAAAAGCCCAGGGAGAGAUAAAGACGCCCAACUGGCCCGACAAUAAGUACCCGGCCGGAACCAGCUGCUCGUGGCUCAUCACCGUGGAGCCCGACAUGGCGAUUCAGGUCAAGUUUGACAAGUUCGCCGUGGAGGCAGACACGUACUGUCGCUUCGACUACGUGGCCUUUUUCAAUGGCGGCGAGAGAGAUGAUUCACGGCUGAUUGGGAAAUACUGUGGCGACGACGCCCCACAACCCAUUAUCACCAGUGGCAACGUGCUACUGGUCCAGUUCGUGUCUGACCUCAGUGUGACCUCUGACGGAUUCCUGGCCCAGUACACGAGCGUCCGCCGCGGUUCCCACACGCCGCGAGUGGACUCUGGAGCCGCUGUCCGGCCCGGCCCGUCCAAACCCGCAGUCAUACCCAGGAAACCCUCCCGCCCUGCCGCCACUCCACCGCCGCCUGUACCCACCACCACGCACGCGCCACCUCCCCCCCCCGAGCCCACGGCCAGAGCCGCGCCCGCCAAGCCUACAAGGGUCCGCGUCCCCGGCGGCGCUGCCCCGUGUCCUAAGGACUGUAAAAGACAGGGAACCAUCAAAAGCAGCUUCUGCGCCAGUGAUUUUGUGAUAACCGGGAAGGUGACCUCUGCGACCCCCGGGCCCCGCGGCACGCUCAAUAUCAACGUCGCCCUCAUUAAAACCUUCAAAACCGGUGAGCUGGCCAUCGCACAGGCUGGAGAAGCCAAGACGGUGAAGCUGGUGUCACAGUGCAGGAAGUGUCCACUGCUCCGCAGAGGUGGCAACUACAUAAUCAUGGGCCAAGUGGACGAGGACGGACGCGGAUCUCUGAAGCCCGGCGCCUUCACGGCGCCGUUCAAGCCGCCGCACCAGAGGUUAUUAACGAACAUCAGCAACCAGCCCUGUUAACGCCGCGCAGUGAACGCCCACGCUCCCAGACAUAUCAAACACGCAAAUCCACGACGUCAAUGUGAAACGCAAAUAUAUUAAAGCACAAUACUGCAGAAACACAUAACUCCAGCAUUUUAAAGGAUUAUUUUAUUCACACCUGCCAGAAUGCACGGUGCUAAUUUUUUAUAUAAAUAAAAGUUUUUAAUGUC
Molecule: messenger RNA, 1721 nt
Organism: Betta splendens (Siamese fighting fish)
Lineage: Eukaryota; Metazoa; Chordata; Actinopteri; Anabantiformes; Osphronemidae
Gene: pcolcea
Product: procollagen C-endopeptidase enhancer a
Exons: 8
Coding region: 139-1530 (463 amino acids)
Molecular function (GO): protein binding
Source: RefSeq, a predicted model, not a curated record